AUGAAGUGCCAGAAUCAAACCUGGAGAUAUGACAUGAAAGCAAGCAGUACAGAACUGUUCUUGGAUAAAGAGAGACAGCGGCCUCCGGUGGAGCUCCCCUUUGAGGAGGAAGAGAGAAGAGCUUUGCUUCUGAAGAAAUGGUCCCUGUACAAGCAGCAAGAGCAUAAGAUGGAGAGAGAUGCCAUCAGGUCCAUGCUCGAGGCUCAGCAGAAAGUUCUGCUUGAACUGCAACUUGCAGCUCCAGAGCUUUAUGAGGAGGCCAUCAAGAGGGACCCUGGUCUUUUCCCUUUUGAGAGGGAAGGGCCAGAUUACACGCCGCCAGUCACCAACUAUCAGCCCCCUGAAGGCAGGUACCAUGACAUCACCAAGGUGUACACACAGGUGGAGUAUUCAAGAGAUAGAACUGCAGCCUGCUGUCUGCAGAACCCACUGCCCCGGACAGCCACAAUGACAGACCCUCAAGCUCGUGUCACACUUUGGUAUUCUGAAGCCAAGGGCGGGAAAACUCAGAUCCCGCAGGCGGCUGCACCUCUGGGCCAGGCAGCAUCGCUGGUCUGUUGGAAGUUCCUUGAAUCCACGGUCCUUGGGGGUCUAGGCUCUCCUCCCACUUCAGAAUCAACAACCACCUGGCACCCUCUUGCAGGGACCAAAGGACGGAAAACUCGGGACCUAGCACCAACACUGGCUGCUGGGAGUGACUUUGGCUGA
Sorex fumeus (smoky shrew) is the source of this 708-nucleotide messenger RNA. RefSeq lists its product as uncharacterized. The coding region runs from base 1 to 708 and encodes 235 amino acids. The record is from RefSeq and is a predicted model, not a curated record. Gene Ontology annotation, cellular component: mitochondrial ribosome; mitochondrial large ribosomal subunit. Lineage: Eukaryota; Metazoa; Chordata; Mammalia; Eulipotyphla; Soricidae. The transcript has 3 exons.